AUGGGGAACGCCAAGAGCAGUGCUAUUUCCAAGGAGAUCCUGGAGGACCUGAAGCUCAACACCAAGUUCACGGAGAACGAGUUGUGCCAGUGGUACGAGAACUUCCAGAAGCAGUGUCCCACCGGACGCAUCUCGCCAGAGGAGUUCGAGACGAUCUACGCACGCUUCUUCCCCGAUAGCGAAGCCAAGACCUACGCUCAGCAUGUGUUCCGUUCAUUCGACACCAACGAGGACGGCACUCUGGACUUCAAGGAAUACAUCAUUGCACUGCACAUGACCUCCAGUGGGAAGACGACGAGGAAGCUGGAGUGGGCCUUCUCACUGUUCGACGUGGACAAGAACGGAUACAUCACCAAGACAGAAGUGGAAGUCAUCUGCCAGGCCAUCUUUAAACUAAUCCCCAAGGAAGAUCUGCCCAAGUUACCGGCCGACGAGAAUACACCAGAGAAGAGAGCCAACAAACUGUGGGGAUUCUUUGAGAAACCAGACAACGACCGGUUGGCAGAGGGAGAGUUCAUCAAGGGGGUGACCGAGAACGAAAACGCCAUGCGUCUCAUCCACUACGAACCCAUCACUGACUAGUCAUCCCUUCUUCUUUACCUCUUUCUCCUUCACACACUAUUUCUUCCUCUCAUCCUCUAUCUUUGUCAUUGUAUUCUAGUGUUCUGUCUUUCUCUUCUGUGUAAAUACUCUUGUAUUGCGGUGUCUUAAUUGUCUUCACUGUACCUUCUGAGAAAGUAGGGGUUUAUGUUGGUUAAAGUAUAAAGUAUGAGUAUGUCUGUUAAAGUAAAAGUAUGUUAAAGUAUGUCUGUCUGUGCAUGUAUAUCUAUUGGAUUG
Messenger RNA from Salvelinus namaycush (lake trout), 837 nucleotides. RefSeq names its product recoverin-like. The record is from RefSeq and is a predicted model, not a curated record. Gene Ontology annotation, molecular function: calcium ion binding. NCBI's taxonomy places the organism in Eukaryota, Metazoa, Chordata, Actinopteri, Salmoniformes, Salmonidae. The coding region runs from base 1 to 582 and encodes 193 amino acids. The transcript has 3 exons.